UUUUUAUUUGUGAAGCACUGUCUAACCCUGUUGAGGGGUGCUACAUAAAUAAAGAUUACCAUUAUUAUUAUUACUACAUUAUCAACUGUCGUGCCUGAUCUGACGAGCAUGUUGUGUGACAGCCUUAGCUUGUCCCUGUUUGGUCUUGAGAUUAUGAGACGUAUUGUCCGCCAAACUCACAAAUCCUGCAGUGAAAUGCUGCACCAACGAACACACUCCAUCCUCACCACGAUCUUGGGUUCUGUGUUGUCUCCAGUUGGAAGCCUGCCUCUCCAGGGUGCAGCCAUGUUCACCUCCUAUACAGUUUGUCAGCAUCAGUCAUGGACUAGUGUUGCUGUGGGUCAUGUUUUUGUCUCUCUCCCACUCAGCAUGACCACGUUACUCCUCUGUAAAAGGAUUUUUUGUUUUGGCUGAAUCAUCUCUUCAAGGGCAUGAUGUAACGGCCUCAAGUAGGAAGGCCACGUGGCCAAAAGGCUCACCUGUGUUUGCGGUGACCAGCUGUCACUCUCUGUCUAAAUCCCAUCUUCAUUACACACCAUUCUAGAGAGGGAACUUCUUCAGCCUCGUCUGGUGGUUAACGAUGAAUCCUCAUGACCUAUACAGCUCUGGGUGCGAGGAAGAAUUGCAUAAGCAGCAUGGGGAAGACGUGGGAGCGUGAAGGCAGGAAGCAACACCGAGAUGUGAAAAUGGACAGGUGACGCCUCCACAGAUUCAGCGUGAAGCAGGGCGACAGAAACGCUGCCAUGAAGACAGAAUGAAUAGAAAGAGGAGGACAGAGGGAGUGAGCGAGGGCAGAGACACAGAGACAGAAGAUAUACUUGACCAUGUGGGUGUGAGAAGUAUCAAGGCAAGCAUCACAAUUGUGGAUUCUUCUCAGAGCAGCCGGACGCGUUACUGGAGCAGCAGGACAUCACUGGUCUCUCUAAGUGUGUUAUUUUCUACUCCAAAACAGGGGGAGUCGGGAGCACAAAGGGCUUCAUAAGAGACAUUUCCAAAGGCAAAAUGGACUCUGUUUUGUUUCGGCUCUCCGAGGAAUUCGUCAGCUGUAUUCACAACAGUACUUUAACAACUUGAAGUGGUGAUGAAGACUGGACAAUUACCAUGCCUCUCAUGAUGCCUCUCUCCUAAUAACCAAAGAAUCAAGUUAAAAGAAUCUGUGUGAGAUGGCCGUGACUCCUGUAAUCAUCUGCCUCCUGUCACUGAUUGGCAGUGGUUUAUCGCAUCCUUCUCCUCCUCCUCGGGGAUGCGGCGUGGAUGUGGACCCUCCGUACAGAGUGCUGUGUGACCUGGAGUCGGUCUGGGGUGUGGUUCUGGAGGCCGUGGCUUGCAGUGGUGGUGUCACCUCUCUGGUACUCGUCGGGCUCCUGCUCGCCAAGCUUCGCUCCAUGUCUGACCCCGCCAGGCGCUCCAGCGUAGGCCCUCUUCUCCUGCUCCUUGGCACGCUCCUCGGCCUUUUCUCUGUUUCUUUGGCUUUCCUGGUAGGGAAGACCCAGGCACUCUGUGUGGUCCGCAGGGCCUUCUGGGGGCCCCUCUUUGCCCUCUGCUUCUCCAGCUUGCUAGUGCAGGGUGUGAGGCUCAGGAGGCUGGUGGCUGGUAAGACAAGCCCAUCAGGCAGCUCUCUGGCUGCACUUGGCCUGGCCUUGGCCUUGGUUCAGGGCAUCAUCUCUGCUGAAUGGGUCCUGCUGACUGUGGUCAGGGAGGGUCACCCAGCCUGUGAAUAUCCACCUUUGGACUUUGCUCUGACUUGCAGCUACACCCUUGGGCUCCUCCUCAUAGCCAUGGGGCUCUCCCUGGGCGUGGUGCUCUGUGGAGGAGAAUUGGUGGCACAAGGAGGUGAGGAAGACAGAGAAGGAGAAAGUGAAAAACGGAAAUGGAAGUGCAAUGCCGUCUGGCUCUUCCUGUCCAGUCUGGCAUCAGCGCUGCUGUGGGUGGCCUGGCUUGGCUUUUAUCUGUAUGGCAGCCAAAUGAUGAAGGUAAAGGGGAAAGGAGAAAGGUUAGGAGGAGAAGGGAAGAAGGAUCUUAAAGUCUUGGAUGAGCCUGCGCUGGCGGUGGCCUUGGUUAUUCAGGGCUGGAUUCUGCUGCUGUUCCAUGCUAUUCCCGAGACGCACCUAUGCCUUCGAAAUGCUCCACAGUCCAACAAUGCACAAGAUUUCUUCAACUCGAGCCACACGUCACCUGCAGCACCUUUUGGAGAGGAGCUACCUGCACAUGCUCACCGACCCUUCCCUGAAAAUCAAACCUUUUCUAUGGAGGAUCACAGUGCAACUCUUCGGAGCGGAACGUACCACAGCAGCCACGGGAGCAUGCGUCCAGGCAUCGCAUUCAGAGGUCACGUCUACCAACCCACUGAGAUGGCUCUGGUCAUGAACGGUGGCACAAUGCCCACAGCCCCAAUUAACUACACCGGACGCCGGUUAUGGUAAAAUGGGACUAGACUUCAAGAGGUUACAUUUGUGAUAAAAAAGGAAUUUUAUGUUUUCUAACACAGAGACAGAAAUGUUACAAUCAGAGAAAUCCCUCUGACGGGAUUUGACCGGAGUUUAAAUAUGUUCAGUGUGUUUGCGUUUCUGCACAAGUGUUUGACUUUGACAUUUUAAAAAACAGUAUGUAAUAGUAUUUUUUGCUGACAUUUCUUAAAUGCCUCUUUAUCAACAGACUGGACAUGAAAUCACAAGCGAGGGAAGAGAAGGCGAUGCAGCUUCCACAUUUUGACAGCCUUUAGGGAUUUUAAUGUGUGUAAAUACGCUGGUAACAAGUGUACAAGGAGAGCUACUGACGUUAUAUAUAAAGCACAGAGCAGAUGCCAGUGUGUCAGUGCGACAGAAUCUACAUGUAAGGAUGAUUUCAUUGUUCUGAAGCAGCAGUAUAUCAAUGCUGCCUGAUCACCAUCACUGAUGUUUGUUCUGUGAAAACUCAACUCCCUCCACUUUCUGUUUAAUAUCAAUACACAAGUGAACCCUUUGGCUGUUUAUGUAAAUUAUACACCCACAACGCUUGCUUGGCAUCGUUUUUUUUCUGGCUAAAAAAGCCCCAAAGGACUUCAAUGGUGGUGUUUUUCUCUCCACAUCUCAUUUCAUUAUCAAUACUGCUGCAGUGCUUGGCAGAUUCUACCGUGUGUUUUGAUAAAUGCUGUGUAUUUGACAGAGCUCGUGUACAUUUAAAGGGAGAGCAACAAGUUUAAGGGACAACCAGUUUUUAAUAAGCGUGUGAUUAUAAAAAGCCAUGAAAUACAAUAGCGUCUCUGCAGUAUGUGGUCGACUGUUGGGGAUUGUGAUUUUGCACUUUAUGAUCGCUGAUCUUCUCUGGACAUUGUGAUAUUUGGGGUUUAAAAGUGCAGUGUGUAAGAAUUACCGACAUCAAAUGGUUCUUUAGUUGGUCGUCAUUUGAGCAGUGAGCUUCCGCUUCACAAUGCAAAACGCACACUCUGGCUGGUUUAAAGCAAGAGUGCAUAUAAAAGGCGUAUUCGAAUGCUACAAAAACAAAAUAAACUCAUUAAUAUACACUUAUAUCAAGAUACUUAUGGGCAGUAUAUUACAUGUCUGCCAAUAAACCCCGCCACAUUACACACUGGAUCUUUAAGGUGCAUGUACAAGUGCAGUGUAAAGGCAAUAUCUUUUGUCAAAAUAUGAAUGUUUUUUAAGUGUUUUAUAGAAUUUUGAUACUCAUAUUGAAGGAAAUUAACAUUUUCAAAGCUGAUUCUUGACACUGGAAACAACAGUUGACAAAACAAUCUUGCGACCCCGGCAGAUGGCAAUUUUGAAUUGACCACAUUUACUGGUCGUUUCCAGGUUCGUCCUUUUAAUUUGAGGGUUUAAUAUAAUUUGUAUGUGGAGUAAUCACAGUGGCAUGAUGAGUCGUAAGCACCACUAUAGAAAUGCUAAUGGUGGUGUUGGACUUUCCGCACCAGCUCGAGCCAAACCUGCGGGUAGACGGCGUGUUACUUGUUACAAGAUGUUUGUAGCUCCUCAGGUUUAUUUUGAGAAAGAAAGUCUUCCUUUUUUCCACAGACUUCAGCUUUGAUAUUUAAGAAACUAAAGCAAAGUAAAUUUAAACUUAUAAGCUUAAUAAUAGCACUCCAAGCAUCUACAGUUCCGUGAGAAUUGGGCAAAUCCCAUCCACAGGGGAAGGUCAUGAAACACGACAUGUCGGCUGGGUAACAUGAUUUAAUAUGGUGAGUUGUUUUGUCAACCAGUUUCAGAGUGUUUUCGUUCAUAUUUCAUUGGUCCUAUCUCAUGUGUUCUGGGAUUCAGUUUCUGCUCCAUUUAAAAAAGCUCAAUUGAACACAGAGACAACACGACAUGACAUUACUGUGACUUAAACUGGUAACAUUUCAUGUGUACUGUUUUUAUUAUGAACCUGCAAAGUUGCUGUCGUUAAACAUCCCUUAUAUUACUAAAUAUCUAAGCUGUUGACAUCCUUGUGUACUGUAUGUGUACAGGUGUGUGCUCUGAUAUUGUACGAUUAAAAAAAAGAUAUUUUAGUCACAUAGUUUUUAUGUGAUCAGAUUUUACUCAUGUAAAUGUGAAGAAGCACUCGCGUUUUCUUUUUUGAGAGGUUCGUUAUGAUGAAGCACUGUCACUGUUUUAUGGCAGCGUAACAUGAAUGUCUGUGAUGUGAUUUGCACAAAGUGGUUAAUACAUCAGUGCACAAGUCA
Solea senegalensis (Senegalese sole) is the source of this 4654-nucleotide messenger RNA. RefSeq names its product G protein-coupled receptor, class C, group 5, member Bb (gene gprc5bb). The transcript has 5 exons. Gene Ontology annotation, molecular function: G protein-coupled receptor activity; protein kinase activator activity; protein kinase binding. Bases 1164 to 2423 code for a protein of 419 amino acids. Gene Ontology annotation, cellular component: plasma membrane; intracellular membrane-bounded organelle; extracellular exosome. Gene Ontology annotation, biological process: G protein-coupled receptor signaling pathway. NCBI's taxonomy places the organism in Eukaryota, Metazoa, Chordata, Actinopteri, Pleuronectiformes, Soleidae. The record is from RefSeq and is a predicted model, not a curated record.